ACACGAUUGUUAAAAUGAUCGUCGAUAUAUUCCCAUCUGAAGCAGCAAAUACGUAUUUUAUGUCAUCAAUAAAAAAAAAAUUCUCUUUGUAAUAAAUCCAUUCUUGCUCGUAGAAAGUUAAUUAGUAUGUGGCGAAACUGUCAGUGUCAAUAUAAAAAAUUGCAUAGAAGGAUAAUAGAUGAAGAAAAAACAAACGAUCGAAGUAUAGAGCCCGAAACAAUACAAGAUGAUAUUCAAGAGGCGUUAGACUGGCUAGACAAAAAUCAAGCUCCUUGGGACAUGGUUUUAGACCAUUGGAGAAAAACUUCUGCUCAUCGAACCAAAGCUUUAAAAGAAUCAAGUGACACUAAUUUGGUGGAUAUAUUUGAAAAAUGGAAACUCUAUAAGCACCCUAGUGGACAUGAAUUAAUUGAUACUGAUAUUCAAUGUCUAAAUUUAUCCAAACUUCAAAGACGAAACAGCAAAGAUGCUUCUGGAAUCUAUGAAAUCUAA
Solenopsis invicta (red fire ant) is the source of this 492-nucleotide messenger RNA. RefSeq lists its product as uncharacterized. The transcript has 3 exons. The record is from RefSeq and is a predicted model, not a curated record. NCBI's taxonomy places the organism in Eukaryota, Metazoa, Arthropoda, Insecta, Hymenoptera, Formicidae. Bases 127 to 492 code for a protein of 121 amino acids.